This is a messenger RNA of Megalobrama amblycephala (Wuchang bream), 1109 nucleotides long. RefSeq names its product gastrula zinc finger protein XlCGF7.1-like. The transcript has 2 exons. The record is from RefSeq and is a predicted model, not a curated record. Gene Ontology annotation, biological process: regulation of transcription by RNA polymerase II. Gene Ontology annotation, molecular function: RNA polymerase II cis-regulatory region sequence-specific DNA binding; DNA-binding transcription factor activity. The coding region runs from base 9 to 848 and encodes 279 amino acids. NCBI's taxonomy places the organism in Eukaryota, Metazoa, Chordata, Actinopteri, Cypriniformes, Xenocyprididae.
CCUGCAGAAUGAAACACACUGAAGAUACUGAAGAACAAAGAGAGCUGAUGGAAGUGAAGGAGGAGAGUGAAGAACUGAGUGAAGUGGAGGAGGAACAUCAUGACAAACCUGAAGAAAAACCUUUGUGUCACUCAAAGACUAAAAAUACAUUUUUAAAGAAAAGAGACAAGAAAUCUACAACCUGCACUCAGUGUGGAAAGAGUUUCUCAAAGAAACAACAUCUUGAGAAUCACAUGAGAGUUCACACAGGAGAGAAGCCGUUCACAUGUGAUCAGUGUGGGGCGAGUUUCAAACAAAAAGGACAUCUUAAGAGUCACAUGAAAGUUCAUACAGGAGAGAAGCCACACACAUGCAAUCAAUGUGGGAAGAGUUUCAUGCGAUCAUCACACCUUAAAGCACACAUGAGGAUCCACACCGGAGUGAGACCGUUCACAUGUGAUCAGUGUGACAAAACAUUUCGUGGGGAAUCAACCUUCAAGAAACACCUUCAAGUUCAUACAAAGGAGAAGCCACAUUCAUGUUCUGUGUGUGGAAAGAGUUUUUCACGGCUGUAUCAUUUAUAUGAACAUGAGAAAACACAUACAGGUGUGAGAGAGUACAUGUGCUUUGAGUGUGAGAAGACUUUUACUAAAGCAAACCAUUUAAAACGGCACCAGAGAAUUCACACUGGAGAAAAACCUUACAAGUGUUCACACUGUGAUAAUAGAUUCAGUCGGUCAGAACAUCUGAAAACACAUGAGCGGAUCCACACUGGAGAGAAACCUUACAAGUGUUCACACUGUGACAAGAGAUUCAGUGAUUCAUCAAAUCUGAAAACACAUGAGAAGCUACACACGUGUGAUCAGUGAGGAAAGAGUUUCUCUUUUAAAAAUCAGCUGAAGAUACACAUGAAGAUCCAUGCAGUGGAGAAACCACAUCACCACAGUCUGAAACCACAAUAAGUAGUGUAAGGCCCGCCUAAUGGGUCCAAUGACGGUUUCCCACAGGACGGGGAAGGUUAACGCGUGUAUGUCUUUUCAGCGUCUCUAUGAAGUUCACUUAAUUUCACUCGUUUAAUCUGACUCCAAUUUCAAAUGAUUCUUGUUCUAAGGUUGUGUUUCCAAUUAGAA